This is a messenger RNA of Trichobilharzia szidati, 2125 nucleotides long. The record is from the annotation of a GenBank genome assembly. NCBI's taxonomy places the organism in Eukaryota, Metazoa, Platyhelminthes, Trematoda, Strigeidida, Schistosomatidae.
UUUCGUCCUUGAUCUUCUCACGUGAAGUGUACAUUCGAAGUUUGCAUUUUACAAUGGGAGAUUUCAAUCUACUGAAACCAUAUAUUCUCUUUGAGCAGUUGUUUGAACAAAAAAUCCGGAUAGAAGACAGAAACUGUCUUGAUUUCGCUGACAUAGAUGUGACUGCUAAUGUUCUAUCGUGUUGUCAUGGUUCAGCAGUGGUAAAGUUGGGUAAAACUCAUGUGAUCGCGGGUUUAAAGGUGAAAGUUGUUCCUGAAAGUGGAAACUCGGGAAGCAUCACUUGCAAUGUUGAGUACGCUGGCCUCUGUAAUAGAGGUUCACGCCUAAACGCUUCUCAACCUAAAUACGCACAGUGCCUUUCUUCAUCUGUUCAGAGACUAGUGGGCGAUGUCGCACUGCCAUCUGUUAAAAAGCAGUUAAAUAUAUUCCCAAUCGGUAGUGACGAGAAUAACUCAGUACCUUCGGCUUCCUAUGCGUUGAAGCUUGAUAUUUUAAUCCUACAUGAUGAUGGAUGCUUACUGGAUGCUUGCGUACCUGCUGCACUUGUUACCCUUUUGACGGCAAAAUGGACGAAAUUAUAUGCAGUAACUGACAAACGAGCUACAGGAUCUUAUUUAGACUGCUACAAACCAGGACCACUAAAGGAGGAAAAAUCUUUGGAAGUAAAGCAAUGGCCUGUUUCGUUGUCUUUCUGUUUCAUCCCGCAUCCGGUUGUUGAAAAUAAGCAUGGAGGUGUUCCUAUUAUUGCUCAGCCGACAAGAAGAGAAUUGGACAUCUGGGAUACAGAUGCUGGUUCAAUCUGCUUGACACUUUCACGGAGAGGGAAUAUUAUAGAUCUCUCCAUGGUUCAUGCAUUUUUGGCAGGUCUCUGGGAUACUAUGGCUAUUCCAAACAGUAAUGGGAACGACACUGUCAGCAUAUGGAAUAUUCUAUUUGAUUCUGCAGUGUCUCAAGCUCAGAAAAUUCGGGAAAUCAUUGAAAAGGCAGUGAUGUAGUUCCUGUUUUUUAAAAUAAAUCGUUGCUGUUUGGGUUUUCGUCAUGGACAAAUUUUCUUUUUGUCUAGUGAUAUGUUCCAUACAAAUUGUUAACAUAUUGAGAGGUCUUCGAAUUCGAUAAAUAACCAAAUCCCAUGAUACCAGGAGGGUGAAUUGAAUCACACAAAACUUGAUAUAUACUAGAAAUUGUAAGCCUAAACUGCGUGAAAUUCAGAAAUUCUUACAAAUUUUCUAUCCUUUCUCCUCUUAUGUUUAUUACUUUUAACGUAUUUCGUUAACGUAUUCAGUAAUUGAAGUUUUCUUUUUCAAACAAUCUCUUGUAUCUCAUUUCAAUAAGCAGAAGGUCAUCGUUUAUUUUUGUACAGGCGUAUAAGUUAGUUUGGAAGAAAAAUAAUAAAUACAUUAAUUGUACAGUUUGCAGUUAAGUAUUUCACAGUUGCUGAUGGGGAUACUUUGCUACUGGUGUGAUUUCGGUUUUCUUCACUCUACUUAUCAUUCUUCUGUUGGUAUUUGUGUGUUUCCUAUAAUUAAAUUUAAUCGAAGUUUACUUAUUCAAGUGCGAUGAAUGUUUGUUUUUGAACCUUAACACUUCCAAGGCCACAUCCUAUUACUAUCUUUCGUACAGUGUCUAAUCAAUCCAAUGUAUAUUUCUUCAUCAAGUUUUGUCUGAUGAGCAAGCCUGGUGAGGUAGUAUUUACUUUUUGUAGACGGUGGUUGUUAACUAUCGUACACUUUGAGUUCCUUGUGUUCAUCCAUAUCUUAACUAUUAAUUUUUCGUUAAUUUCCUUGUGAUUAGAGAGCCAUCAGUCAAAUAUUCAUUCCUGAAGGAUCAUUUUUUUAGCAUUUCGAGAAACCUAGAAGAACUUUCUGUUCAUAUCUACUAGGCCUGCACCAUAAAUCAACGAAUAUACACACUUUUUCCACGUUUUGGUGUAAGCUUAACUCAUCUCUAAGCUAAAAUCAUACUUCAGCCAACACUGCUCUUCGAGUAACUUAGCAUACAUAACUUGAGUUUAGCCUCCUCAGUUGAUGGAGUCUAACAAACUGAUCGAUUGCCUUCGUGCUUACCUAAAGCUCUAUGCCUAACCUACUGCUAACAUAUUGAUUCAUCUGAGGUGAACAGCUGAAUG